AUGAGUAAAGACGAAACCAAUGCGCUUGGUGACAAGCAUGGCAACGAUGCGCCGGGCUACACGUCGGCCUCGUUCGCCGAUCAUGCACGCGGUCGCCAGUUCAGCGUCGACCCCGAGGAUCAGGCCAUCGUGACAACCGACCAGAACAGACUUCACCGUGAUCUAAAGGGCAGACACAUGCAAAUGAUUGCCAUUGGUGGUGCAAUCGGUGCUGGUCUCUUCGUCAGUUCUGGAGGUGCUUUCCAGACUGGCGGGCCUGGUUCUGUACUUCUUGGUUUCAUCAUUAUUGGUUGCUACCUCAUGAUGCAGGCCCUCGCAGAGAUGUCCGUCAUGUAUCCGAUCAACGGUGCCUUCACCAUGUACAUCGUUCGCUUCGUUGAUCCCUCUUUGGGGUUUGCUUGUGGCUGGGAGUACGCCAUCAGUUGGCUGACGGUCCUUCCCUUCGAAAUCUCGGCGGCAUGCAAUAUCAUCCACUACUGGCCAGGCUCGGACGGUAUCAACAACAGUGCUUGGAUCGUGCCGCUGCUGGUCGCUUUGAUUUGCAUUCAGUUUUUUGGUGUGAAGGGAUAUGGCGAGGCAAGUUCACUCGACGUCGAAUUUGCCCUCAGUCUCCUGAAGGUCAUCGCCUGCAUAGGCUUCAUGAUUCUUGGAAUAAUUAUCGACUGCGGUGGCGUUCCAACGGAUCACAGAGGCUACAUUGGCGCAAGAUACUGGCAUUCCCCUUACGAGGCCUUCCUCAAUGGCUUCCACGGCUUCUGUAGCGUCUUCGUCACCGCGGCGUUCGCCUACACUGGCACCGAGCUGACCGGGCUUGCUGCUGCGGAAACGCAGGACCCCAAAAAGGAGAUUCCAAAGGCCUCGAAACAGGUCGUAUGGCGUAUCGCUAUCUUCUACAUUGUCAACCUUUUCCUCGUUGGUUUGAUCGUACCGGAGAACAGCCCCUUGUACAGUGGCAAAGGUUCCGAAUCGCGACACUCGCCCUUUGUCAUUGCAAUUCAGCUUGCUGGCAUAAAGGCCCUCCCCUCGAUUUUCAAUGCUGUCAUCUUGAUCUCUGUCAUGAGCGUUGCAAACUCGUGCACUUUUGGCUCGACUCGAACCAUUCAGGCUCUCGCUGCAAAUGGAAUGGGUCCUAAGAUCCUGGCCUACGUUGACAAGAAGGGCCGUCCUGUGUCUGUUGUCAUUCUCCAGAUUGCAUUCGGCUGCCUGGCAUUCAUCAACUUGGCGCAUGAUGGCGGAACGAUUUUCAACUGGCUCCUGUCGUUGUCGGGUCUUGCCAUCCUCUUCGUCUAUGGCAGCAUCGCUCUGGCUCAUAUUCGCUUCCGUGGGGCAUGGAAGGCCAACGGUCAUUCCCUGGACGAGCUCCCCUACAAGGCUGCUUUCGGCGUCUGGGGCUCGUAUCUGUGCCUGCUCAUCAACGUGGUCAGCCUUAUGGCUCAGUUCUACGUUGCACUGUAUCCAGUCGGCGGCCCUUAUCUGGAUGCCGACACCUUCUUCCAACUCUACCUCGCGGGCCCUCUGCUUAUCUUCCUGUACCUGUGUUGGAAGAUCUAUGACUGGUUCGACCACCCAGAAGAGCGAAAAUGGUUCAUCAGGACGAAGGAUAUCGAUAUCUACACGGGCAUGAGAGAGGCUCAGCUCAUGAUCAGCGGCGUAGAUGUUCCGGAGGAGCAGAGACGCGCUAGCAUUGUAGAGAUGCAGGAGGAAAAGAAGAAGAGAGGCCCCAAGGAUUAUAUCAUGUCGGGUCUGAGAAACAUCAUUUGA
Messenger RNA from Capronia coronata CBS 617.96, 1761 nucleotides. RefSeq lists its product as uncharacterized. Bases 1 to 1761 code for a protein of 586 amino acids. Gene Ontology annotation, biological process: amino acid transmembrane transport. The record is from RefSeq and is a predicted model, not a curated record. Gene Ontology annotation, molecular function: amino acid transmembrane transporter activity. Gene Ontology annotation, cellular component: membrane. Lineage: Eukaryota; Fungi; Ascomycota; Eurotiomycetes; Chaetothyriales; Herpotrichiellaceae. The transcript is spliced from 7 exons.